AUGGGUCAUAGUCCCCAUAAGUCCUUAGCUAAAAUGGCCAAAAUUCAUGGCCCACUCAUGACUAUUCAACUUGGUUUCAACACCACAGUAGUUGCUUCUUCCGUAGAAAUGGCGAGGGAAUUACUCAUAAAGAAUGACCAGGCCUUCUUGGGAAGACCUAUCCCACAAGCAGUCACCGCGCAAGAAGAUUACCAAGAUGCUAUGGCUUGGUUAUCAGGUGGACCAAAAUGGAGGAGUCUAAGAAAACUAUGCAACACUCAAAUUUUCACAACGCAGCGUCUCGAAGCACUGCAAGACUUCCGCCGCCAAAUGAUGGAAGGUAUGAUUAUGCGUGUGACUGAAGCAAGCGAAGCUGGCGAAUCCAUUAACAUUGGGAGGUUAGUGUUCGGAACAUCCUUGAAUUUAUUGUCCAACAACAUGUUUUCUGUGGACAUAAUUGAUCCGAAGUCUAACGUCAUAAAAGAACUUAAGGAGCUUAUUGGGAGAAUAAUGGUGCUUGCGGGAAAACCCAAUCUUACAGAUUGUUUUCCUUUUUUAAGACCAUUCGAUCCACAAGGUAUAAAAAAGGAGACUAAGGUUUCCUAUGAUCGUUUGCAUUCUAUGAUUGAUAUGAUUAUUGAUAAACGUUUGAGCCGUAGAGCAUCCGGAUUGCCGGGUUAUGGUGAUUUUUUGGAUAUCCUUCUUGAUAAUAGCCAGGAACAUGGUUCGCGGGAGCUCAGUCGUUCGGAUAUCAAAACCUUGCUAACGGACUUGUUCCUUGGAGGAACGGAUACAUCAAGCACAACAGUAGAGUGGGCAAUGACUGAGCUCCUAAAGAAUCCAAAGAUGAUGCAGAAAUUAAAGCAAGAACUUGCUGAAACAAUAGGUCAAGGCCAAAGCAUGGAAGAAAAAUACAUCUCAAAGCUUCCCUAUCUACAAGCCGUAUUGAAAGAGACAAUGCGGCUUCAUCCAGCAGCACCACUUCUUUUACCCCAUCAAGCUCAAAUGGAUGUAGAGGUUUGUGGGUAUAACAUUCCCGAAGGCACUCAAGUUUUUGUGAAUUCUUGGGCUAUAUCCCGAGACCCCAUGUACUGGCCGGAUCGGCCAACCGAGUUCGUACCAGAGAGGUUUCUGGUUUCGAAUGUGGAGUUUAGAGGAACAGAUCUAUCUUACACUCCAUUCGGAGCUGGACGGAGGAUUUGCCCUGGCUUGUCGUUGGCUGUGAGAAUGUUGAGUAUGUCUUUGGGUUCUCUGGUUCACCUUUUUGAUUGGAAGCUUCCUAAUGGAAUGGAACCAGAAGAUAUAGACAUGGAUGACAAAUUUGGAAUUACUUUGCAGAAAGCAAUACCUCUCAUUGCCAUUCCCGUGGCUGUCAGCUGA
Ziziphus jujuba (common jujube) is the source of this 1359-nucleotide messenger RNA. RefSeq names its product geraniol 8-hydroxylase. Bases 1 to 1359 code for a protein of 452 amino acids. Gene Ontology annotation, molecular function: oxidoreductase activity, acting on paired donors, with incorporation or reduction of molecular oxygen; iron ion binding; monooxygenase activity. The record is from RefSeq and is a predicted model, not a curated record. Lineage: Eukaryota; Viridiplantae; Streptophyta; Magnoliopsida; Rosales; Rhamnaceae. The transcript is spliced from 2 exons.